AUGUCAUCAGACAACGACUACUCCGAUGAGGACAAUGAGUACUAUGACGAGGACGAAGAUAUGCUUGAUUACGAAGAUGACGGCUCAGCCUCUGAGAUGGAGAUCGAUGGACUGAAUGACGGAUUCGAUUCAGGCAGCAGGCGUAAAGUCUACGAGGUGGAUUAUGAGUCGCUCAGCCAGUCGCAGGUCGAGGCGCUCAUGAAAGCAGACGUGGAUCACAUCAGCAGCAUCUUCGGGGUCGGGCCAGAUGUUGCGUCGCUGCUAUUGCGGCACAUAAACUGGAACAAGGAGAGGCUCAUCGAGAAAUAUAUGGACAACCCUACCGCGGUUGCUACCGCCGCGGGCAUCUCCGCGCCAGAGAAAUCGGCAGAUCCUCCAACAUCUUCGUCGUCGCGCAGUCAGUCCCAAUCUUCCUCUACCCGCCAGACGCUGGUCGGCCCGCGGCGGACCACGCGGCGUACGACGGCGGAGGCACCGAAGUCGGGCAAGACGAAGAUUCUGGAGCGGGUGAGCCCGCCAGCUGAGGUGACGAAGGCGCAGCCGUUCGUGUGCCCGAUCUGCUUCGACGACACGCAGAUAGCAACGCUCGCGCUGGCGUGCGGGCACCAGUUUUGUACCAGCUGCUGGGCGGCGUACGCGCACUCCAAGGUACGCACAGAGGCGGAGAGCUGGAUAACGUGCAUGGCGGAGGGCUGCGCCCUCGUCGCGCCUGACGCGUUCGUGCGCACUGCGCUCGCAGACGACGCGACGACUUGGGUCCGCUUCCAGGAGCUGCUUGUCCGUCACUUCGUCGCGAGCAUGCCCGCGCUCAAGUACUGCCCGUACCCGUCCUGUACAUACACCGUAUCUUGUCCCGCGGGUGCGUCGAAGUCGACGCUCGCAACUAUCGUGCCGAUUGUGAAAUGUGGCGCGAACGCGACGCACACGUUCUGCUUCGGAUGUUCCGUGGAGAGCGACCACCGGCCCGUUAUAUGCGCGGUUGCGAAGAUGUGGCUGCAAAAGUGUCGCGACGACAGCGAGACGGCCAACUGGAUCAAGAGCAAUACCAAGGAGUGCAGCAAAUGCCAGAGCACGAUCGAGAAGAACGGCGGAUGCAACCAUAUGACGUGCAAGAAAUGCAAGUACGAGUUUUGCUGGGUAUGCAUGGGCCCCUGGACCGAACACGGCACCGCGUGGUACAACUGCAACCGGUACGACGAGAAAGCGAGCAUAGACGCGCGCGACGCGCAGUCUCGCAGUCGCGCGUCUCUCGAGCGGUACCUGCACUACUACAACCGGUGGGCGAAUCAUGAGCAGUCGAAGAAGCUCUCAGUCGAGUUGUACGCGAAGACGGAGAAGAAAAUGGAGGAGAUGCAGAUCACGAGUGCGCUCUCGUGGAUCGAGGUGCAGUUUAUGCGCAAGGCCGUCGAUGAGGUCAUCCGCUGCCGCACGACACUUAUGUGGACGUACGGCAUGGCGUACUACAUGGACGCAGGCAACCAGAAGGAGCUGUUUGAGGAUAACCAGCGGGAUCUUGAGCGCGCGGUGGAGGAGCUCUCUGAACUGAUUGAGUCCCCGAUCGAGCCCGAGAUUAUCACGACGCUCCGCCAGAAGGUGACCGAUAAGACCGUCUACGUGCAGAAGCGCAAUGAGAUCGUCCUUGAGGACACUGCGAAGGGCUUCGUGGAGGGCCGCUGGAUCUGGAACGUAAAGGUUGAGGGCUUCGACUGA
Molecule: messenger RNA, 1710 nt
Organism: Sparassis crispa
Lineage: Eukaryota; Fungi; Basidiomycota; Agaricomycetes; Polyporales; Sparassidaceae
Product: E3 ubiquitin-protein ligase dbl4
Exons: 7
Coding region: 1-1710 (569 amino acids)
Biological process (GO): protein polyubiquitination; positive regulation of proteasomal ubiquitin-dependent protein catabolic process; ubiquitin-dependent protein catabolic process
Cellular component (GO): ubiquitin ligase complex; cytoplasm
Molecular function (GO): ubiquitin conjugating enzyme binding; ubiquitin protein ligase activity; zinc ion binding
Source: RefSeq, a predicted model, not a curated record